Photinus pyralis (common eastern firefly) is the source of this 1194-nucleotide messenger RNA. Its product is annotated as general odorant-binding protein 99b-like. The coding region runs from base 709 to 1125 and encodes 138 amino acids. Gene Ontology annotation, molecular function: odorant binding. The transcript has 2 exons. The record is from RefSeq and is a predicted model, not a curated record. Lineage: Eukaryota; Metazoa; Arthropoda; Insecta; Coleoptera; Lampyridae.
AAACAAACACUCUGAUGUUCCAAGAACAACAGGAUAGGAUAAGGAUAAGCAGUUUUUGAACCCUCAUCGUUCGCUUGACAAACGACAGGAAUUAAUUUUGAACCGUUUCCGCCCAACCGUCGGCGCCGUCUAACAGUGAAUCUUCACAGAAAACUUUUCUAUAAGCAGGUCAAGUUCAACAAGAGCUUCAGUCGGAUCAGCCAGAUCAGAUUGGUCCUCUUGAGUCUAGCGGACCUACCAAACGUCACCAAAAGCCAAUGCACCUGGAAGAGUACAUCCUCCAGCAUGAAGAAAGUGGGGGAGAGUGUAGUGAAUGAUCAUUUUAGUAAUCCCCGAAAUAUAAGGUGUUGGGGAGGGGGGUCUGUUAGGUAUUACUGUUUUUAUUAUUAUUCGUACGCGUGUCGUUAAUCUUGUGUCAAUCAGAAUUGUUAAAUACAAGUUAAAGAGAUUAAAAAACAAUCUCUUUAAGCGCAUUUGCAGGCGGUCGGUCAAUGAUUAUUAUUAGGUUAUCAUAAAUACAAGUAUAAAAAAUUGCGAUAAGUGUGUUCAACAUAUAAUGCACCCUGCAUUAUAAUUUAUUAAAAAUUGUAUGGUGUCAGCCAAAUGCAAAAUCUAACAGAUCAUCAAGAGAUCAAAAAAGCUUGGUAAAGCAGUAUUGAGACUUAUCUUAGAAAAGUCACAGUUCAAUAUUUUACAUCUGCGCUCACAAUGAAGUUAAUAAUUUUGUUCACGUUCUUCUGCUCAAUUUUUGGACACUUUCAUUUUAAUGCCGAUGAUGACCUAGUAGAAGCAUGGGAAGCCAUGGUACGGCCUUACGAGGAAAAAUGUGUAACUGAGGUUAAUGUCAAGCGAGAGGAAGUAGUCGGGACCAUUUCCAGAAAAGUCUAUCCGACUCUAAAAAUCCAUCAGUGUUACGCUAAGUGUCUCUUUGAGGGUCUAGGAUUCUACGAACCGAAAAAUGGAAACUUUCGAAUCGAACUAAUUUUGGAACAAAUAAAAGGAAUGACGAAGGAAAUUGCCGAUGAUUGCUAUACCAAGUAUUUGGACGAGAAGGAUGAAUGCCGCAAGGUGUUUAGUUCAAUAGUGUGCGCUACGGAGAAAAUUUCGAAGGUUGUUUACUCUUAAGACAUUAAAAAUGUAUUCUCUAUAAUUGCCACGUGCUUAAAAUAAAAUCUUCGCAUUUUCAUUUGACAA